Molecule: messenger RNA, 1602 nt
Organism: Acanthocheilonema viteae
Lineage: Eukaryota; Metazoa; Nematoda; Chromadorea; Rhabditida; Onchocercidae
Source: the annotation of a GenBank genome assembly
AUGUACGGAAGCACUGGUUUGCUUGGAGUUGACGAGACUUCGUGCCUACUUAGUUCUGAUUCCACUUCUACUGAAGAUGAUGAUGAUCCGGACACGAUGUUGGGAAAAAAUGCAAAUAUUAUCCAUCCGGAUUCUCAGAUGCUUAAACAUCGUGUUCGAAUACCAGAUGUCUCACAUUCAAGAUUCAGUUUUCGAAAGUUGUGGGCCUUUAUGGGUCCUGGAUUCUUGAUGAGCAUAGCUUAUUUGGAUCCAGGAAAUAUUGAAAGCGACUUGCAGUCAGGAUCACAAGCUCAGUAUCGAGUAGCAUAUGAAUAUUACCCACGAAUGCCGCGGCUCAUUCUAUGGAUAAUGAUUGAAAUAGCAAUUAUUGGAAGCGAUAUGCAGGAAGUUAUUGGAACAUCGAUUGCAAUCUAUCUUUUGACCAAAGGCUUUAUUCCAUUAUAUAUCGGCGUCCUCGUUACUGUUCUGGAUACGUUUUUGUUCUUAUUUCUGGAUACUUAUGGGUUUCGAAAGUUGGAAGGUCUUUUCGCAAUUUUGAUUGCAAUUAUGGGAGCUACUUUUGGUUAUGAAUAUGUAGUAGUAAAACCGAACCAGCUCUCUGUGCUCAAAGGGAUGUUUUUACCGUGGUGCGAAGGCUGUGGUCGUGACCAGUUCAUGCUUGCUGUUAGUAUUGUUGGUGCUGUCAUAAUGCCUCAUAAUUUAUACCUUCAUUCUGCGCUUGUUAAGAGUCGCGACAUAAAUAGGAAAAAAAAAGCCAAUGUCCAGGAAGCAAGUUUCUACUUCUUUAUCGAAUCUGGAAUUGCCUUAUUAUGUAGUUUUAUAAUCAAUGUGUUUGUUGUUGCUGUUUUUGCUCAUGGAUUGUAUAGCAAGACCAAUUACCAAAUAAGGGAAAAUUGUGACGCACGUAAGGGUAUUAUGGAUCCCACAGUAUUUCCAUACAACAAUGAAACGGCUGAAUCAGAUUUAUACAAAGGCGGUAUAUUUCUUGGCUGUGAAUUUGGUCUCGUUCCUUACUAUGUUUGGGGUAUUGGUAUUUGGGCAGCUGGACAAAGUUCUACAAUGGCUGGUACCUAUGCUGGACAAUUUGUGAUGGAGGGUUUUUUGAAAAUCCGUUGGGCUCGUUGGAAACGAGUUCUGGUCACUCGUAGCAUCACAGUUGUGCCAGCACUGUUGCUUGCAUUGCGCAUAAAUAGUAUGCGUGAUUUGACGGGAAUGAACGAUUUGUUAAACUGUAUUCAAAUGUUGCAACUACCAUUUGCGCUUAUCCCAGUAGUAACAUUCACAUCUAGUGCCAAAGUUAUGCUCGAUUUUCGCAACUCCAGAUUCUUUCAAGUUUCUGCGCUAAUUGUCUCGUGUAUUGUAAUCAUUAUUAAUUUGUAUUUCUUCACGGACUACAUAACCGCAAAACUAGGGAAUGCUUGGUACAUUUGGGUAACACUCUUGAUCCCGUCCAUCGGAUAUCUUAUAUUCGUCUGCUAUUUGAAAAUACCUGGUUUCGAUCCAAUACAUUUUAAAACCAAUGCACCGUGGCUUUCCGAAGAGCAGCAAAUUGUGGUCACAGAGCGGAUCAACAGCGAUCAUUAUUCUCAACCGACGAUUUAA